GGAGGCCGGCGAUCCGUUUGAACCGGGGUUGCAUUCGCGUUUCCACAGCCGACUCGGCUCCAGUCGAUACCCAGUCAAAAUGUUUACAUUCCUGGAGAAAGUUGGCAUUCUCUUUCUUAUUGUUAUUGCUCUCAAAUUGUUAAAACAUCUAUCAGUCUUCCUUUACCACACGCUGGCCCCUUUUCUUAAUUUCACUGCUGAUUUCAAAUCCAUGGGAACAUGGGCAGUUGUCACUGGAGGAACCGACGGCUUGGGGAAAGCUUUCGCUGAACAGCUGGCCAAGAAAGGCAUUCAUAUUGUCUUGAUAAGCCGGACAAAAUCUAAGUUGGAAGCUGUUGCUUCAGAAAUUGAGAGUAAAUACAAUGUAAUGACCAGGAUCAUUGAGGCCGAUUUCACUGAAGGGGAAAACGUGUAUCAACACAUUGAACAGGAACUCUUCGGUUUAGAAAUAGGAGUCUUAGUGAACAAUGUUGGAAUUAGCUAUCCAUAUCCUGAUUACUUUCUUGAAUUAGAGAAAAAAGAGAAGAUAUACAAUGACAUUUUGCAAUGCAACAUCGCCUCUAUGUUAAUCAUGUGCCAGAUUGUAAUGCCAGGGAUGGUAGAAAGGAAAAAAGGAAUUAUAAUCAAUGUCUCUUCCACUGCUGCAAAUAUUCCUAGCCCAUUUCUAUCAGUAUACGCUGCUUCAAAGAUAUUUGUCACCAAAUUUUCCCAAGAUUUGGCAUCUGAAUAUAGAAAAAAAGGCGUUGUGAUACAAUGUCUUACACCAGGGUAUGUUGCAACGAAAAUGAGUAAAAUUAAAAAGCCAACAUGGAUGGCACCUACUCCAACAGUUUACACUCAGAAAGCAUUGAAAACUGUCGGCAUUGAAUCUUGCACAACGGGCUAUUUCCCACAUGCGCUAUUGCUCCAGUGCAUUAAGACAAUGAAAUAUCUUUCACCUGCCUUAGCGGAAUGGCUGAUAAUCAAGACUAUGCUGAACAUAAGGCGCCGCGCUUUAAAAAAAUGCCCUCCUACAAUACUUCCUAAUUAAAUCUAAUGAUCUACUCCUCCAAAAUUAAAGGUUGUCCACUGUUCUGUUAUUCCUUUUAAUUUUCUAAACAAAAAUUAAUAAAUGUUACAACUUUUUUUUUUAACAUGCAAACCGAAAAAUUAUUAUUUUAAGUCCCAACAUUCUUAACAGUUAUAUGAGAUUUACAUAAAGUUUAAAUUUACUUUUACAUUUAAAGCGAUAAAUAAAAGAUGUAUUUAUAUAAG
This is a messenger RNA of Cimex lectularius (bed bug), 1254 nucleotides long. RefSeq names its product very-long-chain 3-oxoacyl-CoA reductase (gene spidey). The coding region runs from base 80 to 1030 and encodes 316 amino acids. Gene Ontology annotation, molecular function: oxidoreductase activity. The record is from RefSeq and is a predicted model, not a curated record. The transcript is spliced from 6 exons. Gene Ontology annotation, cellular component: endoplasmic reticulum. Lineage: Eukaryota; Metazoa; Arthropoda; Insecta; Hemiptera; Cimicidae.